AUGUCACAUAGAACUGAGUUAACUUCUCAAGAUAAGGGAAAAAUACUUGUAUAUAUGGAGAAUUUUAACCCUGCACAAAUAGCAAGAAAAAUGGGUCGUGAUCCCACCACAAUAAGAAGAAUCAUUGACAGAUACAAGAAGACAGGAAAAACUGAAAAUUUACCUAGAUCAGGGCCCUUACAACUGCUAAAAGAGCAUUACAUGAUGUUGGAAUUUAUUCUCAUGUUGCUGCAAAAAAAACCUUUUAUAUCAGAAAAGCAUGCAUUAGCUCGUAUUAGUUGGUGUGAGAAAUAUAAAGAAAGAACAGCUUAUGAUUGGGCACAAGUUAUUUUCUCAGAUGAAUCAAGUGUUGAGAUUGGCAAGCAGUCACGACAAAUAAGAGUUUGGAGACACAAGGGAAAGGUUUAA
This is a messenger RNA of Funneliformis caledonium, 408 nucleotides long. The record is from the annotation of a GenBank genome assembly. NCBI's taxonomy places the organism in Eukaryota, Fungi, Glomeromycota, Glomeromycetes, Glomerales, Glomeraceae.